GAACAAAACUGCAGUUAUUUUUCCCGCGAAAGGAAAACGAAAGGAGAAUGGCAGAGAACGAUUUCAUGGUUAAAACGUUGUUGCCAGAGUGGAUAUUGCGCCGUUAGGAUGGCGCCGGCGCGAAAGAACGGAGCCACACGUGCAGUCGGCGAGGAACACGGCAGCGAUUCGCCGCACGCGGGUCGUCAAGGCAACGAGCAACAGGCACCUUCUUUCUCCCUUCACGUCAGCUUUGGCUGCGAUGACUGAAAAGCGAGACGUUCGGGACUGAAUACCUGCCUCGUUCUUUUUACCUGUCUGCGCAGGUGGCAGCACCUAACAAUGACUAGUAUCAAGAACAUUAAACAGAUCCGUUACAACCUGGUGGACAUGACGGAAAAAGAUAUUCCCAACUGUCGUCGAGAAGGCAGCUGUAAGGCGCCGAUGGACGAACGUCAGACGGGAUUGUAUCGCCGUCUGUUGCAUAUGUUUAGGAGAGCUUGGAGCGGAAUCAGAGAUCACGAUUCGGAAGAAAUUUCGGAGCCUGUUAUACGUAGAAAACCCGCGGGAAUCGAUGCCCUCUGCAAGACAACGAAAUUCAACCGGAAAGAACUGAAAUUUAUGUAUCAGGGAUUCAAGCAGGCUUGUCCGACCGGCAUCGUUAACGAAAGCACUCUGAAGGAUAUUUACGCUCAGUUCUUUCCUCAAGGAGACGCAAGUCAGUACGCCCAUUACGUCUUCAAGGCUUUCGAUCAAGACCGAAACGGAACGAUAACAUUUCAGGAUUUUGUCGUCGGACUUUCGACCCUUUUGCGUGGUACGACCGUCGAGAAACUUCAGUGGGUAUUCCAUUUAUACGACUUGGACGGAGACGGCAUUAUCACUAAAGAAGAAAUGGCUCACAUCAUCGAAUCCAUACAUAAUCUGAUGGGCGAAUAUGCCGCACCGUCCAUCGACGGUGAAUCUACUCGAAGCCACGCCGAACGGGUAUUUCAGAAGUUAGAUUUAAACAAAGACGGCGUGGUCACUCGAGAUAUGUUUGUGGAGACUUGUUUAAAGGAUGAUAACAUUUUGAAAUCUCUCCAGUUACUGGACACCGUGCUGUGAACGGAAGUUGCGAAGAUAAAAGAAACUGUUUCUAUCCACGAUGUCGACUAGCCACUCUCCCGUACGAUCCAAUUUGUGGCUCUGCGUACCUGUUACUAUCUCCGUCUAAAUUCCUUUUUGGUGUGCGUUGCGUCAGACGGUCCACGUGCGCUCACUCGUUCCUCUUCUUCUAUUAAUUCUGGACCGAGACACUCCAACGAAUGGAUAACUGUGAUGUCCCUUUACGGUCUUAAAAUCUACCAUCCGAUCGGAAAAAUAAAGAAUUAUUUAUGUUUUGA
This is a messenger RNA of Centruroides sculpturatus (bark scorpion), 1364 nucleotides long. Its product is annotated as Kv channel-interacting protein 1-like. The record is from RefSeq and is a predicted model, not a curated record. Lineage: Eukaryota; Metazoa; Arthropoda; Arachnida; Scorpiones; Buthidae. The coding region runs from base 322 to 1086 and encodes 254 amino acids. The transcript has 7 exons. Gene Ontology annotation, molecular function: calcium ion binding.